This is a messenger RNA of Nothobranchius furzeri (turquoise killifish), 5382 nucleotides long. Its product is annotated as ubiquitin carboxyl-terminal hydrolase 31. Gene Ontology annotation, biological process: protein deubiquitination. Gene Ontology annotation, molecular function: cysteine-type deubiquitinase activity. The record is from RefSeq and is a predicted model, not a curated record. Lineage: Eukaryota; Metazoa; Chordata; Actinopteri; Cyprinodontiformes; Nothobranchiidae.
AUGUCGAAAGUUGUCAGUAACAAGGAGAAGAAAUCCUUCAGCAAGAAGCUGUUCCGCAGGAGCUCAGUCCGCUCCGUGGGGAGCUUCAUGAACAGAGUUCUACGGACUCUGUCCACUCUGUCUCAUUUCGGUACCGACGAGCAAGCCGCCGCCGCCGCCGCAGACAAGGCCGAGGCAACUUUAGUUCCCAACACCACGGGGGGCUCGGUCCCAUCUGACGACAGCGACUGCGGAGGGUUCCCUUUCGGGGACAAGGUCCCGGGGGUUGCCGGGCUGAAAAACCAUGGCAACACCUGCUUCAUGAACGCUAUCUUACAGUGCCUGAGCAACACGGAGCUGUUCGCUGAGUACCUGGCUCUGGAGCAGUUUAAAGGAGAAGAGACGGGCAGCGACAACGACAAGGCCAAGUCCAAUGGGGUCCUGGUGCAGAAGAAGGCCGCCAGCCAGCCGCAGGAGACCGGGGAGGUCACCGAGCAGCUGUCCGGUCUGGUUCGGGCUCUCUGGACCUUUGAGUACACCCCUCAGCACAGCAGAGACUUCAAGAACGUGGUGUCGAAGAGCGCCCUGCAGUUCAGAGGUAACUCCCAGCAUGAUGCCCAGGAAUUCCUCCUCUGGCUGCUGGACAGGGUUCAUGAAGACCUGAACCAGAUCGUCCACCCUGACAGCAGACCCCCCAGGAAGCUCUCUGCCCUGUUUGGUCAGCCUCCAGUGGAGGAAGAAACAGCCCCUGAAGGAUCUCCGCUACCAGCCCCUGGCUCUUUUGUGCAGGAGCUGUUUCAGGCACAAUACAGGUCGUCCCUGACUUGUCCUCACUGCCAGAAGCAGAGCAACACCUUCGAUCCUUUCCUCUGCAUCUCACUGCCAAUCCCAGUUCCUCACACACGACCUCUGUAUGUGACGGUGGUGUACCAAGGAAAGUGCUCACACUGCAUGAGAGUUGGGGUGGCCGUGCCUCUGUCGGGGACCGUGUCCAGGUUGAGACGAGCUGUGGAACAAGAGACCAAAAUCCCUGCCCAGCAGAUCGUCCUCACGGAGAUGUACUUCGAUGGCUUUCAUCGCUCCUUCUGUGAUGACGACGAAGACCUGGAAAUCAUUCAGGAGAGCGACUCCAUCUUUGCGUUCGAGACGCCGGAGCUCUUCAGACCAGAUCAGAUCCGUUCGAAACGUGGCGGAAGCCCACAUUUAAAUCUCAAUCACAACAAUUUGAAGUAUGGCACAGAGAAUAACCGCAUAUCCGCGCAGAUCCAAGAGCCCACCACUCCACCUCAGAGUCCCAAUAAGAACAGUGGGCAGGCUGAGAAGAUCGUGCUGUUGGUGUGCAACAGGGCCUGCGCUGGACAGCAGGGACGCAGAUUUGGGAAUCCUUUCAUCCUCUACCUGGAGCGUACGGUGACAUGGGAUGUGCUGCAGACUGAGAUCUUGGAGAAAAUGAAGCAUCUUCUGCGGCCUGGUGUACUCGUUCAGGUGGGGCCAUUCACCUUGCGUGUGGUAGGAGUGGUUGGAAUCACCUAUCUGUUGCCUCAGGAGGAGCAGCCGCUCUGCCAUCCAUCUGUGGAGAGGGCGUUCAAGUCGUGUGGUCCAGGAGGACCACCUCAUGUCAAAAUAGUGGUUGAAUGGGACAAGGAGACAAAAGACUAUCUGUUCAAAAGAACCGAGGACGAGUACAUCCCAGAUGCUGAGAGCGUACGGCAGGUGAAGGAGCAGCAUCUGCAGCCUCAGAACUGCACGCUGGCCCAGUGUUUGCAACUAUACACCAAAGAAGAGCAGCUUGCCCCUGAUGAUGCGUGGAGGUGUCCACAUUGUAAGCAGCUCCAGCAGGGCAGCAUCAAGCUCAGCCUGUGGACACUUCCUGACAUCCUGAUCCUCCACCUGAAACGCUUCAGACAGGAUGGGGACCGACGCAUGAAGAUGCAGAACAUGGUAAAGUUCCCGCUCAACGGUAUGGACAUGGCACCUCACAUCGUAAAGAGGAGCCAGAGCAGCUGGAGCCUCCCCUCCCACUGGUCACCAUGGAGACGACCUUACGGGCUGGGGCGUGACCCGGAGGACUACCUGUAUGACCUGUAUGCAGUGUGUAACCACCAUGGCACCAUGCAGGGGGGGCAUUACACAGCUCACUGUAAGAAUUCCAUCGACGGACAGUGGUACUGCUUUGAUGACAGCGAUGUUCAUCCCAUAUCUGAGGACGACGUCUGCAAGCUAACUGCUUACAUCUUGUUUUAUCAACGACGUGCCACAAUCCCAUCUUGGUCUGCCAACAGCUCUGUUGGAGGUUCCACCAGUUCCUCUCUGAAUGAACACUGGAUAAGUCGGCUGAUGGGAAGCCGUCCACCCAGCCAAGCCUCAUCUGGUUCCUCCAGACGGACCUCGCUGGCGUCUCUCUCUGAGUCAGCGGAGUUUGCUGGUGAAAGAAGCGAGGACGACGGUCUUUCAACCCGACCAGCAGUCAGAGGCAUGCAAAGGCAAACCUUCUCCUUAAGAUCUUCAAUUGCCAGCCCUCUUGCUCUGAGUGAGAACGGCUCAAAACCAACCUGGCCCCACUCAGCUAAGCUCCAGCUCCGCUCCAACUCUCCAUCACGCUUCUCCCUGGAGUCCCACUCUUCUCCUACGCUGGAGAGGAUAGGAGAGGUGGCUGAUAGCCCGCUGACAGAUCCAUGUUUCACUGGUUCCCCUAAGCCAGAUAAAGUGUCUGGUGGGAAGUCAGCUCUUGCUGCUUUGGACAGUAAUGUCAGCAGCAGGAGGUUGAUAGAGCAGGGGUGCUUCAAGACUGUUGUACAAACAGAGCGAAGGAGCUCCAUUCAGACUGGGGAAAACAACGCCACGGCGGCUGAGCAGAUCAGUCCUCGACACAGUUUAUCGCCAAAAGAUCCCAAGCAAAGAAACGGGACGGCAGAUAGUGUUGGCGUCAAAAGGACCUCCAAUAAGACUGUGUUGGAGGGUGAGAGGAGUCCCAAGAAACGACCUGCCACCUCUUCGACAUCAUCCAGCUCUCUCUCCCCUGCAUCCCCGGCCAUUGAAAAGUCACCAUCUCGACCGCAGUCCAAAGGUUCAACGGUGGCUUCAACAUCCAACCCCAGGGACAGGAGCAGUGGGCCACCUAAAACAAGCAAGGGGGGUUCCUCAAGAACAGCAACUUCAUCCAAGAAAGUGCUCCCCCAAACCCCAGAGUUGCUACACCCUGACUCACAGCAGAAGAAGAGUGGUUCUCCAGGGUUACAGAGCUCACACCCCCAGAGAAAGUCAUCCCCCAGAGGGGGCGCUGAGAAAACCUCAGCAACAGAAAGGACUAGAGCAGCAGACAGGAGCGCUAGCCGUGAAACUUCUCGAGCAAAAUCAACGUCAGAUAGGAAAGUCAGUCACGGAGGUCCUCCCUCCAGGUCGGGUGGUGCUAGUAGGGCAGAGGCAAGGUCGGGCAGGGCUCUGGAGGACAGGGCAGCAGGCCGCACCUCCAGCAGUAGCUCUUCCAUGACUAGUCUCCGAUCUUCAGGUGUAGGCCUCUCCUCUGCUAGCGCCGCUUCAGCUUCUAAGGAAGCUCGGGGGAACAGUAAGACGGAAGACAAAGGCUUGUCCUUCUUUAAAAGUGCUCUGAGGCCCAAGGAGAACCGUAAACCAGGUGAGAGUGGAAAAACAGGGAUGGGAGAAACAAAGGAAUGUCCAGAGGACGGGGUUGGGGACACAACCAGAGAAGCAACCACUGGUGGGGUGAACAAAAAACCCCAAAAUGCAGCUUUAGAAGCCCAGAACAACGUGACUACAGCCAAAGACAAAGAGUCCUCUAAAGCAUCAGCUGCAGCUAAACAUUCACUGCUGUCAUCCACCAAGUCCAAGCUCUCUGAAGCACAAACGAUCACUCAGUCAGCUGCCAACACUAAGGACCCUUCAAAGAAAGAGCCUGCUAAAAAGACUCUACAGUCCAGGAAGAUCCCCAUCAACUCCACACAAACUAGCCAGAGAUCCAAGUGACGUUUCAUCAAGGGUCUUGAUCCAGUCUUUCUAGUGCAGCUCUGAGGUCUUUUUUUUUACCAUCCAAGCGAUUGACAAACAUCUGUAAAACACCCUUAGCUUUUUCAGUGGCCUCUGAAUCCCAGCUGCCACCUCAAACACUUACCGAACGAAUUUUCAACGAAGCACUUUGUACGGAUUGCAUUGAUUUCAAAGAAUAUUCUACUGAAUUGUAAAUAAGCAUGGGCGUGUGUUGAAUCUAUUGCCUUGUCCUGUCUGUAGCAUCGCCGCGGAGAGGAACGUCUCAGUCAGGACCGAAGGGAGGAAAGGCACUUUUCAGAUACAUCAAACACGUGGACAGCUCAGCCACCAAAGAAAGUUUAUGGCAGUUUUUAACACGCUGAUGCAGUGAAUACUUUUCAGAUAUCACUUUGUACUGCUCUCUGGUACCGAGAGCCAACAACAAACAUCAGUGCCUCAGAUUAUCUUAGAAGUAUUUAAUCUAAAUUGUAUACCUGCAGGUGUUGGUAAAUUUGUAAUUGAAUUAUUAAUAUUUACUAAGCACUGAAAAUGUCGUUUUAAUGAAAACACAGUUAAGCCUGUUUAACCUGAACUCCUGUUUACAUUAUGCUCUUCGGUGUAACUCUGCAACAGCCUUUAAGAUGGAAGAUUUCUGUAUCCAGCCAAAAUACAUCACGGAGAGGUCGAGAAGGGGCAAAGGAACGCAGCGAGGGUGGCUGGUGUCAAACGUCCGGAAGCCUUGGCUUUCCUAGUGUUUGCAGCCAGACCCUAACCCCAACCUCCCACACACACACACACACACACACACACACACACACACACACACACACACACACACACACACACACACACACACACACACCUGUCCCCACCGCUUACAGUUUCUGAAACCAACAUUUACCGGCGAUGCCUCUUCAGACUGCCAGACAUCUCCAAACAUUCCUCUCAGAUGAUCACAGGGUCGAUGAGAACAAAAACUAAAACAAUCACCUCAUGCAACAGAACAAGACAGCUGGGCUGCCAUUGCUGAACACCACUCUUGUACAUAGACAAGCGCUACAGUGCGUUGAGUCUCCAACAUCACAGCUUGUGCACAUUUUUAGCUCGAGAGUAGAUCAACGCUGACUGAGGAGAGUUCCUGAACUGACAUGACAGUAGUUGCAUGAUGAAUUGCUUAUGCAUGCACUCAACUAUGCAAGCGGAUUCUUGCUAAUGCCCACACUGAGUAUGUAGAAGUGCUACUCUUGAGUUCAUUCGUCACUGUAGAGUUCUUCAAAUGCCUGCAUCUGGGAGCACGUGAAGGCAUCUUUUAUUCAAGCUUUGUUUGCACAUUUUCUCCAGAGUAAUAUAUGCAUUUUGUAUGAAUGAUAAGUAAUGCUCAUUCACCCUCUCAAAGUAAAUCAGUUCACCUGCAAACAA